AUGGAAUCUGCUCACACAACAUCCAAAACCAGCGUUUCUGACAGGAUAAAUGGUGCCCUGGCCACUCUCAGGAGUGAAAUGCUUGACCUCAGACAACAAGAUGUUCAGUUGAUGAAGCAGCUCAUGUGUAUCAAUGAUAACAUCCAGACGCUAUCAAAAAGAAGGAGCUCUAACACACCAUUAAGGAAGAAGCUGGCUCUGGUCAAUGGUAGAAUGAUUUUCGUAAAUGUCGAUGAGUUCACCACUAAAAGACAAAACCGAAGUUCCCUGUCCCGAACUCUUACUGGAUCUGUGUCCAGCAUUGAAGAAACCUCAAGCUCCACAGAAGACCUCAGUUCAUUGGAUUCGGAUAGUGAUGACAGUUUGUGUGGAACCAUGCAUAACCAUUAG
Messenger RNA from Ylistrum balloti, 390 nucleotides. RefSeq lists its product as uncharacterized. The coding region runs from base 1 to 390 and encodes 129 amino acids. The record is from RefSeq and is a predicted model, not a curated record. The transcript has 3 exons. Lineage: Eukaryota; Metazoa; Mollusca; Bivalvia; Pectinida; Pectinidae.